AUGCCUUCGACAGCCGCUGUCAUCGCACCUGAUGAUACCAAUGGCUCCAAUCCUGUCCAGGUCCCUGCAGACCUGCUUCAGCCUGGAGAUCUACUUUUACUGGCCCCGGGCGACUCCAUCCCGGCCGAUUGUAGAAUAGUAGAAGGUCAUUCAACAGUCCACGAGACAAUCAUCAAGGGAGAGCCUGAACCAAGACCCGUCUCCCCUGGCGACGAGGUUUAUGCUGGGUGCUCGAAUGCUCGAACACUGCAAGCUAUCGCCAAAGGAAAUGAAACCAAAUCCGAUGCCGAGAUGUUCUCCAAUCGAAUUCUCAGGUGGUUCAGUGCCGCUGUCUUGUGCUGUUCUGCUGCGACCGGACUCUAUCACUACUUCACCGGUGCAUCCACCAUUCUCGUCCUCAACAAAGUCGCCGCCGUGCUGCUCUGCGCCUGCCCUUGUACAUUGGGGCUAGGCAUUCCAAUGUGCCUCAUGUCCGCCAAUGCAAACGCCCAUGCUGCCGGUAUUUUCUUAAAACCAAGUCCACAGGUAGAGCGAGCAGCCGACGCCAAGGUGAUCGUGUUUGACAAGACAGGUACUUUGACCUCGAGCACUUUGCACGCAAAAGCGAUUGAGAUGACUGUGGAAUGGAAUACGUCGGCAGAACAAGAGGCUUUGAUCUGGCGAAUGAUUGGUCAACUCUCGCAGUGCUCAUCACACCCUGUCUCUGUCUUGUUGUCGAGAAAAGCCGAAGAGCAAUCUGAGUCAGCUAAAAACUCCAUCUGCCUCAGUCGUCUUGUUCUAUCACACUACGAAGAGAACCCCGGAUCCGGUUUGACAGGCAAGUUCAUAUUCAAGGGAUCAGAAUUCGAAGUGGCCAUAGGCAAUGUUCGGCAUAUGCACGCACAGCAAGUCUACUUUGCACCCGAUUCAUGUCUUGGACUAUCAACUACAACAUCUGACAGCAUGGUGUAUAUCUCCAUCGACCACCGUCUAGCAGGCUGUAUGAAAUAUGCAAGCGACAUCAUUCCCGAUGCGAGUCAAGUCAUGGAUUCCCUACAUGGGCAUGGUUUUCAAGUAUUCAUGAUGACAGGGGAUACAAUGGUGGCUGCUCUUGCAGUGGCUAACCAUGUCGGCAUUCCGCCUACCCGAGUCUACGCCGACCUGGCUCCUCCGGACAAAGCAGAGCUCAUCAACCGGCUUCAAGCGCACCAUGGCCCUGUCAUCAUGGUCGGCGAUAACAUCAACGAUGCUCCUGCACUUUCUACAGCAGCUUUCGGAGUCGUCGUAUCGCAUAAUCCGAAGCUCAAUAAUAGCUACGACAAGUACGGCCAAAGUCUUCUAGCAACUUUACAAGAAGAAGCAGAUGCCUUGUUACUCUCCAAUGGCAACUUGAGAAAGUCCCAAGCCGAUAAGCUUUCCCAUUCCACCUCCUCUCCUCAUAGGAGCAGCCUCCAGCAACUAGAAUAUUUGAUCGCUUUAACUCAUGAAACGACGCGUCGAGUCCGACCUACGCUCAAUUGGUCUUUGCUCUAUAACCUCCUAACCUUACCCUUAGCUUCCGGCCUUCUUGUUGCCGUUGCGCCUAGCUCAAUCUCAGCUUAUAUCAAUCUCAGGCCGUAA
This is a messenger RNA of Bipolaris victoriae FI3, 1599 nucleotides long. RefSeq lists its product as hypothetical. Lineage: Eukaryota; Fungi; Ascomycota; Dothideomycetes; Pleosporales; Pleosporaceae. Gene Ontology annotation, cellular component: membrane. The transcript has 3 exons. Gene Ontology annotation, molecular function: copper ion binding; ATP binding; ATP hydrolysis activity. The coding region runs from base 1 to 1599 and encodes 532 amino acids. The record is from RefSeq and is a predicted model, not a curated record. Gene Ontology annotation, biological process: copper ion homeostasis.